Messenger RNA from Mycosarcoma maydis (corn smut), 1851 nucleotides. RefSeq lists its product as uncharacterized. The transcript has a single exon. The record is from RefSeq and is a predicted model, not a curated record. The coding region runs from base 1 to 1851 and encodes 616 amino acids. Lineage: Eukaryota; Fungi; Basidiomycota; Ustilaginomycetes; Ustilaginales.
AUGACAGCGGGAUCGAGAAAACGUAGGCGCCCAGAUGGGCGGAAUGUCUCGCCGCCUCUGACCGCGUCGACGCUGCUCACCCGAAAUCUACAACUCUUGCCCGUGGGUCUCACGCAACUACCCAACGAUGAGACUUUUGUUAGUCGUCUGCGCCAAGAUAUCGAGAAUCUGCUUUCUGGGUUUGCCGAAGCACUGCUGCUCGCUGUUUGCACAUCCAAGUCGUCAGUGUCGCGCAUCCAAGAGACAGGACUGUUAUCGUCGAUGAUCGGCUCCUCCACCGGUGCAACCGAAAGCUCACAGCUUGCGUUUUCGGCCUUCUCAGUCUUUGCCCACCUCUGGCGGCAGAAAGGAUGGCACUACAUCCAGUUUGCGUUUGGCGAUCAUACAGAUAGCAAGCGUGCUGUUAGUGACGCAAUCUGUCGUGUGCUGCUUGAGCAUCUAGAACCGUACAUGAACGCUGGAAACCGCAGCUGCACGAGGGAGCAAGAGCUGCGUGAUUCAAUCGCGUUCACAGAUAUCAAACAAGUGUUGACGGCAGUUGGAAUUCCGUUUGCGCUUUUCCUCUUCUGGUCGACACAGGUGUAUCCCACGUCUGGCAUAGGCGUCAAGCAUUGUCGUCCAGCUAUGGAACGCAUACCGAUCGAACAGUGUUAUUACGAUCUGCUGCUAGACCUCCCAUCUUCGGUGUCGAAACAUUUGCAAGAGGAGCAGAGGACCAAGAGGUUUGCAAAUAGCUUGACUGCGGAUCUGACUGAGGUGCUCUGCCGACUUGUUGGUCAAACGCCUAACGACAAGCUUGCCGACCAAGUGUCGCCGCCUGUACUAUCAGCCGCGCAGAUACAGAGAUCCAAGAAAGGACAGAGACAGCCCUGGCAAGACCAGGUCGGCUCAAGAGACAGCAUCACGAAAAGCGAAACCGAUUCUGUCUUUGACAUUAUACCGGCAUCCUGUUUGGCGACGCGACUGCCUCGAACGUGGCCUUCAGUCCGUGUCAUGUCGUCCUUGGAAGCCAACAAGGAAUUUGGUCGAGUGGGUCGCCUUGUGCGCAUCUCAAGCGGAACAGUCGGUACACUCUCUGCAGGACCGUCUUCAGCGGUCCAAGUAUCUCACCGCGGUGGUCAAGGCUCGACUGCAGCCGAGUCGAGAGAGGUUGUGGCAGGUCUGUCGCGUGGCGACAUGGUGCGACUCAAGGCCAAACAGCGUCUCGCCAGAGCCAGCAUGGACAUUUCCAAGCUGCUCGAUCAGCACGGUGGCCAGACAGGCUCUGUGAUGGAUUACACACCGAUCCCGGUCGAGAUGUCGGAGCCGGCAGAGCCGGACGCGCUUGGAAGCGUCCAAGGUGGCGAGUGUCAGAGCACAAGGUAUGAAAUCGAAACGCCCUCAUGGAUCAAGAGGGCCAAGUAUACAUCCAAGAUGCAGCCUUGGCUGGAAGAAUCGUCGAUGCCCACACAACAGUCGCUUCAGCGUUCGUCUACGAGCAAGAGAUGCUAUCGUGAAGUGCGAGACAAGAUCAUGCGAUGCAGUGUAGACACGGCCAGGAGUGGCGAAGGGGGAGCCGAGACCGAAACAAGUAUCGCGGAUUAUGGCGAAUGGAUCUUACAGAGCUUUCGAGAGACAAGGCAUGAGCUUCAACAAGAAUGUCGAGAAACGAAUGAGCAGGUUCGCGCCCAAGGCGAUAGCCAGCCCGGAAUACAUGUGGUCGGUGGAGACGUACCAAGUGUGGAAGAUGCAGGGACAUUGACCAUGGCUUCGCUCUACAGGUUGGCUGCGGAACACACAAAGACGGCGGCGGUAGAGCGCGGAGAGAGGCUCAAAAGGAGCGCCCGAGCUAGUGGCUCGCCAUCGAAAUGA